Molecule: messenger RNA, 6244 nt
Organism: Cuculus canorus (common cuckoo)
Lineage: Eukaryota; Metazoa; Chordata; Aves; Cuculiformes; Cuculidae
Gene: HK2
Product: hexokinase 2
Exons: 18
Coding region: 96-2849 (917 amino acids)
Biological process (GO): glucose 6-phosphate metabolic process; glycolytic process; intracellular glucose homeostasis
Cellular component (GO): cytosol; mitochondrion
Molecular function (GO): D-glucose binding; mannokinase activity; ATP binding
Source: RefSeq, a predicted model, not a curated record
CGGGGCCGCGUCAGCGCCGGGGCCGGGGGAACCUCCUCAAUGAGCCCCAGAGGCGCGUGCGGCCGCGGCGCGCGCGGCUCCGCUCCCCCCGCACCAUGAUCGCCUCCCACCUGCUCGCUUACUUCUUCACCGAGCUCAACCAUGACCAGGCGCAGAAGAUUGACAAGUACCUCUACCACAUGCGGCUCUCCGAGGAGACCCUCCAAGAUGUGUCCCAGCGUUUCAGGAAGGAGAUGGAGAAGGGGCUGGGAGCAGACACCAACCCCACCGCCACGGUGAAGAUGCUGCCCACCUUUGUGAGAUCCACCCCAGAUGGGACAGAGGAGGGCGACUUCUUGGCGUUGGACCUGGGUGGCACCAAUUUCCGCGUGCUGCAGGUGAAGGUGUCUGACAACGGCCUGCAGAAGGUGGAGAUGGAGAAUCAGAUCUACGCCAUCCCCGAGGAGCUGAUGCGAGGCAGUGGGGUGCAGCUCUUCGACCAUAUUGCUGAGUGCUUGGCCAACUUCAUGGAGAAGCUGAAAAUCAAAGACAGGAAACUCCCCCUUGGGUUCACCUUCUCCUUCCCGUGUCACCAGAGCAAACUGGAUGAAAGCAUCCUCGUUACAUGGACAAAGGGAUUCAAAUGCAGCAGCGUGGAGGGGAAAGAUGUGGUGUCGAUGUUGCGCAAGUCCAUCAAGAAGAGAGGGGACUUUGACAUUGACAUCGUGGCCGUGGUGAAUGACACUGUUGGGACCAUGAUGACCUGUGGCUAUGAUGAUCAUAACUGUGAAGUUGGCCUCAUCGUUGGUACCGGUACCAACGCCUGUUACAUGGAGGAGAUGAGACACAUUGACCUGGUGGAAGGGGACGAAGGUCGCAUGUGCAUCAACAUGGAGUGGGGGGCCUUUGGUGAUGAUGGCGUGCUCAACGACAUCCGUACAGAGUUCGACCGCGAGAUAGACAUGGGCUCGCUCAACCCUGGCAAACAAUUGUUUGAGAAGAUGAUCAGCGGGAUGUACAUGGGAGAGCUGGUCCGACUCAUCCUGGUGAAGAUGGCCAAGGAAGGGCUCUUGUUUGGAGGAAGGCUCACACCAGAUCUGCUCACUACUGGCCACUUUGAGACCAGAUACGUCUCUGCUAUUGAGAAGGAGAAAGAAGGCCUGCAGAAAGCCCACGAGAUCCUCACAAAGCUGGGCCUGGAGCCAAGUCACGAAGACUGUGUGGCCGUCCACCGCAUCUGCCAGAUUGUCUCUACCCGCUCGGCCAACCUGUGUGGCGCUACCCUGGCAGCCGUGCUGCGACGCAUCAAGGAAAACAAGGGAGUGGACCGUCUGCGGUCCACAGUCGGCGUGGAUGGCUCCGUCUACAAGAAACAUCCUCACUUUGCCCGUCGUCUCCAUAAGACUGUGCGGAAGCUGCUGCCGGACUGUGAGAUCCGCUUCGUGAGGUCAGAAGAUGGAAGCGGCAAAGGCGCAGCCAUGGUGACGGCGGUGGCCUACAGACUGGCUGCCCAGCACAAGGCACGGCAGAAGAUUUUGGAGGCGCUCAAACUGAGCCACGAGCAGCUCCUGGAGGUGAAGCAGAGGAUGAGGAUAGAGAUGGAGAAGGGGCUGGGCAAGGAGACGCAUGCAGAGGCAACAGUGAAAAUGCUGCCCACCUACGUGUGCUCAACUCCGGAUGGGACAGAAAAAGGAGAUUUCCUCGCCCUGGACCUGGGCGGUACCAAUUUCCGUGUGCUGCUGGUGCGCGUGAGGAAUGGGAUGAGACGCGGUGUUGAGAUGCACAAUAAAAUUUACUCCAUCCCAGUGGAGAUCAUGCAGGGGACAGGAGAGGAGCUCUUCGACCACAUCGUCCACUGCAUCUCUGACUUCCUGGAAUACAUGGGAAUGAAGGGUGUAUCUCUCCCACUUGGAUUCACUUUCUCCUUCCCUUGCCAGCAGACCAACCUGGAUGAGGGGAUUCUCCUGAAGUGGACAAAAGGUUUCAAGGCGACCGGCUGUGAAGGAGAAGAUGUGGUGAACCUGCUGAAGGAGGCGAUUCACAGGAGAGAGGAAUUCGACCUGGAUGUCGUGGCAGUGGUAAAUGACACAGUUGGCACCAUGAUGACCUGUGGGUACGAAGAUCCGUUUUGUGAAGUUGGGCUGAUAGUCGGCACCGGCAGCAACGCCUGUUACAUGGAGGAGAUGAGGAACGUGGAGCUGGUGGAAGGGGAGGAGGGCAGGAUGUGCAUCAACAUGGAGUGGGGGGCGUUUGGUGACAGCGGGUGCCUGGAUGACAUACGGACAGAGUUUGACGUGGCGGUAGAUGAGCUGUCUCUCAAUCCUGGGAAGCAAAGAUUUGAGAAGAUGAUCAGUGGGAUGUACCUGGGGGAGAUCGUCCGAAACAUCCUGAUGGAUUUCACCAAGCGAGGGCUGCUCUUCCGGGGACGGAUCUCAGAGCGGCUGAAGACCAGAGGGAUCUUUGAGACCAAGUUCCUGUCCCAGAUAGAAAGUGACUGCCUGGCCCUGCUCCAGGUCCGCUCCAUCCUCCAGCAUCUUGGCCUGGAGUCCACAUGCGACGAUAGCAUCAUCGUGAAGGAGGUGUGUACGGUGGUGGCCCGGCGGGCAGCUCAGCUCUGCGGGGCUGGCAUGGCAGCCGUGGUGGACAAGAUCCGGGAGAACCGCGGGUUGGACUUCCUCAAGGUCACGGUCGGCGUGGAUGGCACGCUCUACAAGCUGCAUCCUCACUUCUCCGCCGUCAUGCAUGAAACAGUGAAGCAGUUGUCUCCAAAGUGCGAGGUGACCUUCCUCCAGUCGGAAGAUGGCAGUGGCAAGGGCGCAGCGCUCAUCACGGCGGUGGCCUGCCGGAUCCGGGAGGCUGGCCAGCGAUAGGAGGAAGGAGGUUUGCCGAAGAGCUUGGUUUCAGCAGAACAGGACGUUUCCCCCCCACCCCCGGUCCCUCCCUCCGUACACACACACAUACGAGGCCUCCCCUUGCAAGCAGACUCUCGGCUUUACUUGUUCCCGUGAGAUACCACCAGUGGGACUGGAGAUGCUGUGUACUUUAUAGAAAGAGCUGUCGUAGGAGUUUCAUUGCAUGCCAUAAAACCGCGUGUCGAGUAAAGCUCAAAGCGUCUUUUGGCUGUCUGCCUACAUUCCCAGUUAGAGCUGGACCUGUUCCACUUGCAGCCUCCAUCAAACACCAGCUCUCCUCCCCACGUCUCCUAACCACUCUCCCACCUUCCCAAACAGCAGAAAGGGUAAUGCUGGAAUAAUUAAGACACUGCAUUGUCACUUUACAGUAACCGGUUCCUAUUUAUGUCUGUCGUAGCGUGUCCAUGCUGUAGAAAGCAAACCUCUCCAAGAUUGGGCUAAAGACCUCCGUUAGUCUUUUACCCUGAUCAAGGCUGUAUUAUUUCCAUGAAAGUCAUGGUAACUUUUCAAGCACAGGGUGCAGAAUUCCAACCGGCGUGUUCCGGGUCUGCACUGGGAGAUACCAGGUAUCUCUGUUGGUGAGCAAUAUUAAAGAACCUGCUGGCUCCGAGUUAGAGGCGUCCCUUUAACGGCGCCAGCAGAGCACGUGCCUGGAAAUAAUUGGGGACUCAGGGUCUAAUCCCAUUUCCCGACCUCUCACCUCACCUGCACCCUAGAGUGUAGUCACGUGGCAUGUCCGUAUGGUUGUGUUGCACCUCUGAAAACCACUGGCACCCUUCCCAGGUGCAUGUGCGGAUACAGGAACCACCACCCGGCCGGGUCGCUCUCUUCCCUGCAGAUCCGCACAUCGUGGCCGUGUGUCUGUGCUUGGCGCGGUGAGUUUGGUUUGCUUUUUGUCUGUGAAAUAGUUCUGCGUCUUCAACCUUUUAGGUGACACCUGGAUUUACACACUGUAUAUUUAUGUUUCAAGAGAUCUGAUGUCUUUGUAUGUACAUAGUCUGGGGGUUAUAUUGCUUAGUUUUGGCUUCACCUUGCGAUGUCCCUGAAGAAUGGUAUAGAGAACUUAUUUUCUUUUUCUCUCGUGGUAUUUUUUUAAUUUAAAUUCUUUUUAGGGUAGAUUGGAGAGAGAGACACCCAUAUUCCUGAGGAUGGGCAUUCUGAAUUCAUCACCAGGACAAAAGGGAAACUAAGAAGGCAGGGAUGCGCAGCGCGGGGAGCAGUCGGGCCCUGCAGCAGCGAAGCUUUCAGGAUUAGGCUGGGAGGACCUGAGGAGAGGUUUUUCUUUUGUCCCGCUGCCCUCAUCGCUCUGGAAGGCGCCGCUGUUCCCUGUGGCAGCACGGGGUAAAAUAACGUCGGGCCCCCUCACAUUGUCCCGGGACAGCAAACCGCGGCUCGAGCACCGCUGGGGUGCGUGAUUCGCAGCGAGACGCUGGCAAAACCAAUCCCAACUCCUUCCAUCAAGUAAGCAGCAAUAGCUGAUGUCACUCCAUGGCCCUUUGGCAUCCUCAGGGCUGUCGGCAAGCGCUCCUGGGGCCGUGGGUGCCCAUAGCAUCAUUUUGUGUGUCCCAGGGAAAAGCAGUGAUUAAUUCUUGCUGACAGAGACACCUUAGGACAAAGCUGCAGCAAUGCUGGAGCGGGCGGAGGCACAUGGGAGGGGCUGUAAAUAUUUAGCAGAAGAGAAUGAAGUUCCGAUUCUGUACAACUAUAAUAAUUAAUAAUUCCCAGGAGCAGACCUUCACGUUGGAGGACGUUUUUGUCUAUUUUGAUGUAUAUUUUUACACUGCUUGGGGUACCCUCAUUCCCAGGAGUCUCUCUGCUGUCUUGGGGGUCACGUGCAGUAGCACAAUUUUAAAGCAAAAAUCACUCUUCGGGCAUUUUAAAUGCUUAUUUUUAUAUAAGCCUCAAGACAAUUAUAACAAAGCAAAUCUGACUGUGUAUAGAAACAAUGUAAGAAACCAAGUUCAGUGAAAAGUUUUAGAAGGUGUUAAAUAAAUUUUGGAAAGAUGAUCCCAAACUCCUCUGCCACGGUCCCAAGCAGUCGUGUGUUUAUUCCUGAGAGCAGCCUUUUGCCUGCUGACAAACUGAACCAGAAAUGUUUUUAGCUGCCGCACCGUGCAGAAAGUUGCAUUAGUGAUAGGAUGAGGGGAGUGGUUUUCAGCUGCAAGAGGGGCGAUUGAGAUGACAUCUGAGGAAGGAAUGUUUUGCUGUGAGGGUGGGGAGGCCCUGGCCCAGGUUGCCCAGAGCAGUGGUGGCUGCCCCAUCCCUGGAGGGGUUCAAGGCCAGGCUGGAUGGGGCUUGGAGCCCCUGAUCCAGUGGGAGGUGUCCCUGCCCAUGGCAGUGGGGUGGGACUGGAUGGGCUUUGAGAUCCCUUCCAACCCAAAUCAUCCCAUGAAUCUGUGAUUAGCGGCUGUAUUUUUAAACUCUUAUCCAGUUGGGCGCCUCCUGGAACACGUAGUGUUUUCAUCAGUUAGUGAGGUAAAUUUUAUACAGCUUUAGUUUGGGAGGAGAGUGGAAAAGAGUGAGACUGUGGGCAGCUGAUUCCGGCUCCCGUGCAGCAAAUUGUUGGAGUGGGUGACUGAAAGGGUGAGAAGAUGCGGGUGGUUCAGUACCCGGUUAGCGGGGACGAGUGGAGCGGGGUAACCUCGCUGCCCGUGCCUCUCCGCAGCACAGACUGGGGCUGUAGCCUCGCAGCGGUGGGAAGGAUUGACUCUACCCUCAGAGGGUGGUGGGGAACAGCCGAGCGCUGUCUCCUCUCCUGGAACAGAGAAAGGGAAGACCGUGCAGCUCCUCCCCUGGAGCUAGAGCUUCUUGGUCUGCCCCACAGUGCCUGGGCUGGGCCAGUAUCGGCUCUGUGGGGCUAACGAGGCGAGGGAGACGUGCUGGAGCUCAAGGAUACAGACUGAAGCAUUCUGUGAGGUCAGGGAGGGUUUUGGGCUGGGCUUGGUCCGAUGGAAUCCCACCUGGAUACCACCCAGGCUCUCAUAAUGCUUGAGAACCUUUGCUUCCCCCUCACUUUGUCUCAGAAUCAAGCAGGGGCUGAAGUGUUUCCAGGUAAACAGCAACACUCGCAGUGUUUCAAGACCCCAUCAUUAUGGCGUGGCUGCAGGGAUGCCCUUGGCCCUGGCUGUGAGAAAGGGUUUUAUUAAAGAUGAAGAGACAUUUGUGCUCCUCUUCAAAGAGGAUGAGUAGCAUUUGCUGCACAGUCCGAUUGUCACUCUGGUGGGACUGUAACCUACAUGAGCACAGUGCCCUGGGACAGUCUGUGAACGUGUUUAAAAUGAGAAGGGAAGGUGAAAUCGUAACAAUUAAUAUGAAGGGAAGAUCAGAUCUGUUCUGCGUAGGGGGGGAUGGAC